UUCAAGUUCUUGCAGGGUGUUAGUUUCUGUCACCACCAAGGACAGGAGAGAAGACAGGAUCAUGUGGCUGCUGGCUGCUCUGCUCUUCUUCCUCACAGGCUGCUCCACUGCUCAGGAUGCAAUCACAGGUCCAAACAUGGUGAGCGGUCAUGAGCAGAGCUCCUUGACUGUGCAGUGCCGUUAUGACUCCUCCUGGAAGGAUUACAAGAAGUACUGGUGCCGAGGAGCUGAUUGGAAUGCAUGUGAGACUCUGGUUAAAACGGAUAUGGAGCAGUUGGUGAAGAAGGACCGUGUGUCCAUCAGGGACGACCAGACAGACUUCACCGUGACAGUGACCAUGGAGGAGCUGAGGAUAAGCGACGGCGGCGUUUACUGGUGUGCAAUUGAGAGAAGUGGAUAUGAUCCGAAUUUUAAAGUUAAUGUGAACAUUGACCCAGCCCCAGAAACUACAACUAUAAUAUUAACAACCAUGGCUCCAGUUCUGACAUCCGCACAGACAACAAGGGAGAGCAUUGCCAACCAUGGAGAGAUUCAAACCAGCACCCUCACCUGGUUCGUGAUGAGCAGCAUCUACUUCAACCUCCUGGUCUUUCUGGAGCUGCCCCUGAUCCUGAGCAUGCUCAGUGCCGUCCUCUGGGUGAACAGACCUCAGAGGUGCUCUGGGGGAGGUGAAGUCGGCCUGGGGAAGGUCCAGAGUUCUGAUGCCGCAAACAGAAAGAAACACCUCCCUGUACAUAGGAAAUAAUCCCCCCACUCUUUCUUUUUCUCUCUCUGGUGUGUGUGUGUGUGUGUGUGUGUGUGUGUGUGUUGUGUGUUUACACAUUGUAGUACAUAUGUGUAUGUAGAGGACAAAUUCAGGUGUCAUUCCACUAUUGUUUGAGACAGAGUCUCUCAAUGACCUGUAUCUUUGCCAAGUAGGCCAAGCUAGCUAGCAGGGAACUCCAGGGACCUACCUGCCUCCAUUUCCUGUCUUACCAUCCUAAGCACACACAAGUGCCUCAACUUUAAAACACAUACACACACACUAAACACAAAAAACCCAUGGGUUGUGAUAAACAUUUUAUCGACUGAGCCAUCUCCCAGCCUAGAAAAGAAUAUCAAGCAAUGACUGUGAUCAGCAGUAUCAUGACUCUGGGGUACUGUGGGCUCACCCUCAGACUGCUCCCCACUUCUACAGCAUGGACAGCUGAGGUUCUGGAACCCCUCAGGUUGUCCCUCUCUCAGAACAUCCUACUGUGCCUGCCUGGGCCUUUCUUCCUCUGAUGGUGUCCAGGGAAGUAGAAAACACAAGGAAAGGUCAUGUUUCUUCUUAGGGCGCCAGUUCCUUUAGGACACCUGUCAUCCCAAGUCUGUGGGCCACCAGCCAUGUGUUUGACCAACUCUCUGGGAAAUGCAGCUUCAACUAGUGGCAUAAAAGUUGGCAACUGUCAUAUUGGAUGGAACACACCGUAUUUUCUUUAUAGUCAACACAACCAGUGACUUAGUGCAUUCCAAACACAGAUGGAGCCAUCGACUGAGUCUCUGCGCCGCCUAAUGGGGUUCCUAUGGCGUAGCUCAGUCAUGGUCCCUGAAGUCUUUGUUCUCCACCUUCUCCACCCAGUGAGACCAAAUGGGGAGUUAACUGGCGAAGGCGUCUAUCUCCUCAGGAAUCACGAGCCCACAUCACCCUGUUGACUCCUCUAGGGCCGGCCUCGACACUGGGUCAUUCAGUUUUCCUCCUGUUCCUUCAGAAGCAUCUAUUCAAUGUGUGAGUACCAGACACCAUCCAAAUACAAGUUUCCAAAUGAGAAAGACCUGGUUAAACUCCACGGAGGAGGCUGAAAGCUUGGAAGGCAAAUGCUCAGGUGGAAAACAGUUGUUUCCAGCUCUCCAGCCUCAGCUGAGUGCCACGCCCACAACAUGGAGUCUUCUCAUCCUCUCAGGCUCUGAUGCCCACAGCCCUAACUCACACUUAGCACUUUGUUUGGGAAAAGACCCCCUGUUGGCAUCGUCUCCUUGACGACAUGGGUUGGACCUCUAGGGAGUCUGCCUUUGUUGGGAGGAGGCUUUUUAUUUGUUCCAGUAAUUCGCCUUCAGUCCACAUUCAAACAAUCCUAACUAAAUUCAAUGGAAAACACGCACACACACACACACACACACACACACACACACACAGAGACAGACAGACAGACGGACAGACACAGACACAGACACAAAGAGAGAGACAGAGAGAGAUACACAGAGAGAGAGAGGACAUGUGCUCAAGAGAAUGGCGAAAGGCCCUUUAGAAGGAGCUGGUGGCACACUCCAUUAAUCCCAAGAGAAGCAGGCAGAUCUCUGAGUUCGAGGCCAGCCUGGUCUACAGAGUGCGUUCCAUGACUACAUAGUGAAACUCAGGGAGGUCCAGGACAGCCAGGGCUACAUAGAAAAACCUUGUUUAAAAAAAAAAAAAAGAGGGUAAAAAGAAAGAAAGAGGUAGGAACAGGAAGGGAGAUGAGGAAGGGUGAUAGUGCUGAAAAUCACCAAAAUUCAUUGUAUAUACUUGUGAAGCUGUAAGAGAAUUUUUAAAAAUAAUAUAAGAAAAAUUUAGAGAGGGAAGAGCGUCUCAUCUGAGUGUCCCCGCCUUCUCUCGCGGCGGACUCUGUCAGCACAGCAGGUUUUACAUGUGUGACACUUAUUUCCCUUCUGCAAGAACCCCCCUUGGGUUAGUCCUCCGCCCUUCCGAUUUGUGUGGAUUCAGUGCCUGCACAACUUCUCCUUUUCUCGUUACUCAACUUGUUGCCUUGUUGGCCAACUUUCACCAUGACGCAGUUUUGCCAUCUUAGAGGGUCCGUGGGCACGGCACCUUUUCCUCCUCUUCUGCUGUGACUGUCUGUGGCUGGAGCCCUUGAAAGUCUGCGGUGGUGCUGAGAUUGCCAGGAUUCUGCUCACACUAUGGAGAUAGAUCUUUUCUCAAGUCUUCCGGAAUAGAUGUCCCUGAGCAGAAAUGUGAGGUGGACACUCUCCCUGGAGGGUAAAAGGGACAACUGGGGCAGGAAACCAACCAAUCACUGAGCAUCCUGACCCUGAACCCAGAGCCAGUGAAAGAAACACAGCCUGUAUCUAAGACCUGAGCCAGGGAAAGAAACAUCUUCAUCCUUGAACCCAGGACCAUAGAAACAUGCCCUGACUCUGAAAUCAGUGCCAAACAAACACACUUUGUCCCUAGAAUCAGGGCCAGUGAAAGAAAUAUGCCCUGGUACUAAGAUUAGAGGGAAAAAAAAACAGAAAGGACCAGAGAAAGAAACACAGUUUGGCCAUGAAGUCAGAGCCAUCUCUGCCCCUGACCAACUAAACUAACCAAUCCCUGAGCAGGGAAAAACGAACCAAUCCCUCUUCUCCCUGGGAAAACGCCACCCUUAAGAAACCUCUCUUCCUGUUCAAUGAUGGGCUGCCA
Alexandromys fortis (reed vole) is the source of this 3415-nucleotide messenger RNA. Its product is annotated as CMRF35-like molecule 3. Gene Ontology annotation, cellular component: plasma membrane. The transcript has 4 exons. Lineage: Eukaryota; Metazoa; Chordata; Mammalia; Rodentia; Cricetidae. Bases 62 to 745 code for a protein of 227 amino acids. Gene Ontology annotation, molecular function: transmembrane signaling receptor activity. The record is from RefSeq and is a predicted model, not a curated record.